UGGUUAUUUAUUAUUUGUGCAAUAUUGCCGAGGGUUUUGCGACCGCUGAAAAAAAAGAUAUUUUAAAAAAUUGUGUGGUUGAAAUGAAAAAGAAAUGGUUGAAAUAUUAUGAGAAAAUUGAUGAGAUAUAAUUGGUUGGUUGCAUUUUGGAUCCUAGAUUUAGGAUUGAAUUAUUAACUGAGUUGUUAAAUGUGUAUUACAAUCAUUUGUUUCCGGAAAAUGAUGUUAUCGUUAAUAUUGAUCCUAACACUCCUCAUCCUCCUGUUAAACCUAAUGUGGAUCUUAUUAUACUUCAAGCUACUAGUACUUUGCAUGCAAUGUUUGAUGAAUAUGUUAGUGAAAUGAGUGGAACUCAAAAUUUACAAGUUAAUCGAGAGUCUACGGAUACUUCCAAUAUGACGACGGGUCAACGAUUGGUGUUUGAACGCUUAAAGCGCCCGAGGUCCACGGGUUCAAGUUCCAAUCGACGAUUGGAACUUGACCAAUAUCUAACCAUUCGUUUUGAUUUUCCUCAUGAUGAAGAUCCAAGUGCCUUUUCCAAGUUUGAUAUAUUAGAUUGGUGGAAGUCAAAGAGUUCAGCGUUCCCAAUUAUGUCGAUGAUUGCAAAAGAUGUUCUCGCUUGCCCCGUAUCCACAGUUGCAGUCGAAGCUGCAUUUAGUAUCGCGGGCCAUAUACUGGAUCAAAGAAGAAGCAAUCUCCGCCCCGAAAAUUUAGAAGCACAAGUUUGUUUGGAUAAUUGGGGAAAAAGCAAUUUCCGACACAAAGACGACCAUAGGGAGGUAAGUGAAGGUAAGAGAACUACGUGGACUUUGAUUCCGUAAUGGAUACGUAGGCAACUUCAUUUUAAAUUCGA
Molecule: messenger RNA, 853 nt
Organism: Erythranthe guttata (spotted monkey flower)
Lineage: Eukaryota; Viridiplantae; Streptophyta; Magnoliopsida; Lamiales; Phrymaceae
Source: RefSeq, a predicted model, not a curated record